This is a messenger RNA of Artibeus jamaicensis (Jamaican fruit-eating bat), 3401 nucleotides long. It is a transcript of the gene LINGO3, whose product is annotated as leucine rich repeat and Ig domain containing 3. The record is from RefSeq and is a predicted model, not a curated record. Lineage: Eukaryota; Metazoa; Chordata; Mammalia; Chiroptera; Phyllostomidae. Bases 1431 to 3209 code for a protein of 592 amino acids. Gene Ontology annotation, molecular function: protein binding. The transcript has 3 exons.
GGGAAGGCUUGGAAUGUUACUCCAGGGGUGUUUCUCUCCUGCAGAAAGAACAAGCCAGGCAGUUCUGUCCCACAGGGAGUAUGUAUUUGGGAGGCUGAAAAAUAUCAGCUAUUUCCUCCUGGAGACAGAGCCAGGGAGGUCCAACUCCUUCAGAACAGGCUGCUGAGGUCCUGUCCCCCAUUCCUGGGCGAGGGGACAGUUUCCCUUGACCAUAGGGAGCAGAACACCAGGGAACUGGGAGUGACCGCAAAGCCGAGGGCAGGUUUAAGGUAGGUAUGAAAUGGGCUGCUGAACAGGGAACCAUCCGUUCUUGCUGUCUUCUCCCUCCUGCCUGGAACACAGCCUUGCCACACACUGUCCGGGGCAGCAACAUGGCAGAGAAUGACCUUGGAAAACAGCCUCGGAGAAGGAUUAUGUUUCUUGCAAUGCCCAGGUUAGGGUUAAGACAGUUGCAGUGAGAGGGCACAAGCAGCCAGCUCUUGAUCCUCAGCGCCCCUACUACGUACCCACACUGGGUUCCUCAUGGGGUGACCACAUUCUCAGCUACGCAGGCUCUCUUCCCGCCCUCUCACUCCAGUCUCUGCCUCCGUCUUCACGUGCCUCUAUUCCCUCUGUGUGUACCUGUGCAUGUGUCCAGAUUCCCCCCUUGUUAUAAGGACACCAGUCAUUCCAUUAGGGCCACCAUACUCCAGUAUAACCACAUCUCAACUAACCACAUCCACAAAGACCCUACUUCCAAAUGAGGCCGCAUUCAUAGGUACCAGGGUGAGGACUUGAACGUGUCUUUUUAGGGGACCCAGUUUUCUCCACUACGAAGUCCAGCUAGCAUGUCAGCUUUCCUGGUCUGAAGUCACCUCUUCAUCAGCCCUGGUUGCUGUGAUCAUCCAUCCUGCUGCUUCCCCUCACAGCCUCCAGUCUCAUUACCUGUGAGGUUUUCUCAUUAAACUCUGUUUGAAUGGGUCUUAAAAUUCUGUGGUGGAGUUUUGGUCAAGUUGUUUCCAUGAACAAGUACCGAGUGUCUGGAACGCACUGAUGUCCAUCAAGCAGGUGCCGUGUCUCAGGCUGGGUUUUGGCUCUGAAUAAGGCUCCCUAGAUAGUGUGCAGCCCGGUGGGAAGAGAAACAGCAGAAAAGGUUUCCAGAUGUGCCUCGAUGUCAUGUGAUGCUCUGCCUCGCACAGACAGAAAUUUCACAUCUGUGGACUCACACACUCUGUGGCCUUUGUGUCUGGCUCCUCUUCCUGAACAUCGUGUGUUCAAGGACUUUCCACGUGUUGUAUCGAGUGUCAGAGCUUCACUCCUUGUCAUGGCCGAGUGAUAUUCCCUGUGUGGAUGGACCACCUUGAGUUUGUCCUUUCAUCUGUAUAUGAACACGCAGGUGCCCAUGAGGAUGUUGGUGGGGCCCUAGGCCCAGGUUCCGUAGGCUCCGCACCAUGACCUGCUGGCUGUGCGUCCUGAGCCUGCAGCUGCUGCUCCUGCCUGCGGCUCCGCCCCCGGCGGGGGGCUGCCCAGCUCGCUGCGAGUGCACCGCGCAGACUCGCGCAGUGGCCUGUCCCCGGCGCCGGCUGACUGCUGUGCCCGACGGCAUCCCGGCCGACACGCGCCUGCUGGAGCUCAGCCGCAACCGCAUCCGCUGCCUGAACCCAGGCGACCUGGCCUCUCUGCCGCUGCUGGAGGAGCUGGACCUGAGCGAGAACGUGAUCGCGCACGUGGAGCCCGGCGCCUUCGCCAACCUGCCGCGCCUGCGCGUCCUGCGCCUGCGCGGCAACUUACUCAAGCUCAUCCCACCGGGGGUCUUCACACGCCUGGACAACCUCACGCUGCUGGACCUAAGUGAGAACAAGCUGGUUAUCCUCCUGGACUACACCUUCCAAGACCUGCGCAGCCUCCGCCGGCUGGAGGUGGGCGACAACGACCUGGUGUUCAUCUCGCGCCGGGCCUUCGCGGGGCUACUGGCGCUUGAGGAGCUGACCCUGGAGCGUUGCAACCUUACCGCGCUGUCGGGCGAGUCUCUGGGCCACCUGAGCGGCCUGGGCGCCCUGCGGCUUCGACACCUGGCCAUCGCCGCCCUAGAGGACCAGAACUUCCGUAGGCUCCCUGGUCUGCUGCACCUGGAGAUUGACAACUGGCCGCUGCUGGAGGAGGUGGCCCCGGGCAGCCUGCACGGCCUCAACCUCACCUCGCUGUCGGUCACCUAUACCAACAUCACGGCCGUGCCAGCUGCCGCGCUGCGCCACCAGGCCCACCUCACCUGCCUCAACCUGUCGCAUAACCCCAUCAGCACCGUGCCCCGCGGGUCCUUCCGCGACCUGAUCCGCCUGCGUGAGCUGCACCUGGCCGGGGCCUUGCUGGCCGUGGUGGAGCCACAGGCCUUCCUGGGGCUGCGUCAGAUCCGUCUGCUCAACCUUUCCAACAACCUGCUGUCUACGCUGGAGGAGAGCACCUUCCAUUCGGUCAACACUCUGGAGACCCUGCGCGUGGAUGGGAACCCCCUGGCCUGCGAUUGUCGCCUGCUGUGGAUCGUGCAGCGCCGCAAGACCCUUAACUUCGACGGGCGGCUGCCAGCCUGCGCCACCCCUGCGGAGGUUCGCGGAGACGCGCUGCGCAACCUCCCCGACUCUGCGCUCUUCGAGUACUUCGUGUGCCGCAAGCCCAAGAUUCGCGAGCGGCGGCUGCAGCAGGUCACGGCCACCGCAGGUGAGGACGUGCUAUUCCAGUGCCGCGCGGAGGGCGAGCCAGCGCCCACUGUGGCUUGGGUGACGCCCCAGCACCGCGCGGUGACCGUCGCCAGCGCGGGCAGGGCACGCGUACUGCCCGGGGGCACAUUGGAGAUUCGGGACUCCCGGCCGCAGGACAGCGGCACCUACACGUGUGUGGCCAGCAACGCGGGCGGCAACGACACCUACUUCGCCACGCUGAUCGUGCAGCCCGAGCCGGCGACCAACCGGACCCUGGGUGAGGGCCGCAACGAGACGCUGGCGGCGGCGCGCUUCCCACUGGACCUCACCACCAUCCUGGUGUCCACGGCCAUGGGCUGCAUCACCUUCCUGGGCGUCGUCCUCUUCUGCUUCCUGCUGCUCUUCGUGUGGAGCCGGGGCCGCGGGCAGCACAAGAACAACUUCUCCGUGGAGUAUUCCUUCCGCAAGGUGGACGGUCCGGCCGCUGGCGCCGGCCAGGGAAGCGCCCGCAAGUUCAACAUGAAGAUGAUUUGAGGGGUCUCGGGGACGACUUCUAAGUGCCCUGACGGGGCUGCGAGCUCCUGGCCAAGCCAGGAGAUUCUGUCUCUGUCCCCACCAGCCCCUCUCUGGCCUGUCCGAGGACACCUAUGCAUUCUCCAGAGGAGUGGCUGUAAGCUGACUCCUGGCAGAACUCCCCCCUCCCCCCUUUUUUUUGUAGAGACCCAA